Molecule: messenger RNA, 1278 nt
Organism: Juglans regia (Persian walnut)
Lineage: Eukaryota; Viridiplantae; Streptophyta; Magnoliopsida; Fagales; Juglandaceae
Product: transcription factor bHLH104-like
Exons: 6
Coding region: 89-751 (220 amino acids)
Biological process (GO): regulation of DNA-templated transcription; intracellular iron ion homeostasis
Molecular function (GO): protein dimerization activity; DNA-binding transcription factor activity
Source: RefSeq, a predicted model, not a curated record
AGGUUUAUUUUUAGUUCCGCUCCCAAAAAGUCCCGAACAGCGAUUGGAAUUCCAUUUUCCCGAUUCCGAAAUCCCAAACCCAAAUGAAAUGGAUCCAUCGUCGUUAGAGGACAGUAUCUCUUGGGAUUUUCUCGAUUAUACCUUCAUCGGCGGCAACCCUUCCCCAGAAUUCUGUUUGCCCGAUCAUAGUGCUAGCGUGGAAUUUGAUUUUUCGUCUCGGCGAGAGGAAGAUUGCGCCCAAAGAGAGUGCUCGCGGAAGAGGGGGAGAAAUGAUUCGUGCAGUAGGCCUGUCUCUAAAGCUAGCCGUGAGCGAUUGCGAAGGGAGAGAUUGAAUGACAGGUUUCUAGAGUUGAGUUCGGUUUUGGAUCCUGGGAGAACUGUCAAAACUGACAAGCAUGCCAUACUUGAUGACGCAAUCAGAAUUUUGAACCAACUGAGAUCUGAAUCUCAAGAACUUAAAGAGACAAAUGAGAAACUACUGGGAGAAAUACUAAGUCUAAAGGAAGAGAAGAAUGAACUUCGUGAAGAGAAGCUUGUGCUGAAGGCAGAUAAGGAAAGGUUGGAACAGCAAUUGAAAGCUAUGGCUAUUCCUCCUGCUGGGUUUAUACCAGGCCAUCCAGCUGCAUAUCAUGCUGGGACAAACAAGAUGGCAGUUUUUUCCAGCUAUGGGUUUGUUCCAAUGUGGCAAUACUUGCCUCCAGCUGCCCGUGAUACAUCUCAUGAUCAUUUGCUCAGGCCCCCUGCUGCAUAGUUUUUUGAUAAUGAUAUUGUAAUUUUGUUGCAGGAUUGGCAAAAUGUGUAGUCUGGUGGACUUUAUCUUCUAAGUUAAAUCAUCUGAGUCAACUGAUCUCAAGCGCACAUCAAAUAUAUAUAUGUCUCUCCUAGAAACUUUUGCGCGUGGUAUUUUUGCAAGCCUUUCUUCUUUCUUGCCAGAGGUGGAGAUUUUGAAAAGACUCUGAAUUGCUGAAGACAUGCAAGGUUAUCUGCUAAGAAGGUAUGAAUCGGAGUGCCAACAAUUCAAAAUGACAGUUGUAGAUGAAUAUAUAUUCUAUGAUUUAUUGGGGGAUCUGAGGUGAAGGUUACAAGAAGGUAUUCAGUUUUCAUCUCAAUCUGAUUUGCUUGCUUAAUUUUCUGUACAGACUCUCUCUGGCAUAUAACAGUCCAUUAGUUUCUCAUCCUCCCUGUUUUCUCUGAAGCAGAAGUUGAUGCAAACUACUCUUCAAAUUCCUCUGUUCACUUUUGAUAUCCUUCAAUUUAGGCCUCGUUUGUUUUCGCAGA